AUGAAAAUUAUAAAUUCAGUGGCAAAUGCUGUUCCUGGACCUCAUAAAGUUGAUCUUGGUAAUUCCGACAAGAUAAUUGUAGUUGAAAUUGUCAAGACUGUGUGCUUAGUCUUGAUCGGUGUUAUUGAAAAGUACAAGGAGUUGUCCAAGUACGACUUGAGGCAGUCACAUCGUCGGCACAGUAGUAGCUUGCUUGUCUUCUCUCAAACGAAGAGCAAAGCAACCUUGGAUCUGUUAUUUAUUGUCCGUUUAUGUGUUGUUUCAAUUAAUGAUUCUAUCUUCUCUUCUUCGUGA
This is a messenger RNA of Dovyalis caffra, 294 nucleotides long. The record is from the annotation of a GenBank genome assembly. Lineage: Eukaryota; Viridiplantae; Streptophyta; Magnoliopsida; Malpighiales; Salicaceae.